Molecule: messenger RNA, 789 nt
Organism: Diabrotica balteata
Lineage: Eukaryota; Metazoa; Arthropoda; Insecta; Coleoptera; Chrysomelidae
Source: the annotation of a GenBank genome assembly
GUGUAAAAUAAAUCAUGAGUAUUGCAGUUAAAGAAGAUAUAUAGACAUAUUUUUUAUAUAUAAAACGUAAAGCACACAAAUCUCAACAUAUUUUCUUAGUGAAAAAUAUGAGUUUGGAAGUGGUGCCUGUUCACAGACAUCCAGAAUACCUAAUGGAUUGUUGCAAACUUUUAAACCAAGAAUGGAAGAGAUCAGAUACAGCCCGCUUACACAGUUUACAACAAUCUUGUGAUACCUUACCUACCUCACUGGUUCUUCUUAAAGAUAAACUUGCUAUUGGACAUCUUAAACUAUCCAUAAUUCCGAGCAUUCGAACUGCCUGCUUUGUAGAAUCAGUAGUGAUAGAGAAAAGUCUUCGAGGAAAAGGUUACGGCUCAAUUCUAAUGAAGGAAGCAGAAACGUUUUGUAGAAGUUUAGGAUUGGAUAUGAUAUAUUUAUCGACAAAAGGCCAAGAACAGUUUUACCAGAAAUUAGGCUACAAUCAAUGCGCUCCCAUUUCGAUAUAUGGAAGUUUUGUGCCUAAAAUUUCUGAAGUGCCAAAAAAUAUAAAAAAUUGCAAUUUAAAAUUAACAUCGACGCUUACUAAUGAAAUUAAUAACAGCUCUCCGCUACCCAUCACUCCCCUUGCUCCUCCACCACCCCCAUUACCAUCAAUAAACAGCAUCACUAAAACAAUUGCUACUUAUAUGAACAAAGAAUUAUAGCGUUAAAUAUGAGAUAUAAACGUAUAUUUUUGAGUGCUUGUGCUUUAUGAAAUCUUUGUUGUGUUUAUUAAAUUUAUUUUACAAU